CAGUCUUUGCUCAGUGCCAAGGAGAGGUGCCCCGGUGUCCCUGUCCCGCGCCACCGCACUCCGCAUCGCUCCCUUCCUCGCGGCGUCUUCCUGAGGUCACGCGAACACCUCACAUCUUAUUCGAGCAGCUGCUCAUCAAGUCUUGCUCCCCCGGCGCCGCCACAGCCCCCACCCCCCUCAGUGCUGCGGCGCAGUGCUGAACCAAGUGACCACCUUGUUGUGACUUGCUGCUGCUGCCGCUGCCGCUGCCAUCUGCCACGGCGGAUGUUGUGUAGGAAAGGUGAUACGCGCGUGAGCCCGCAGCGUGGCUUGUGGCAGGACGUAGGUGUGGCGUGAGGCGAGGCGUGGUGCCGCCGCGGCUGGAGGAUCUGGGUAGCUGGUGAGGUGACCGCCGCCCACUAUGGUGUGCCCACAUUUGUGUCAGAGACCAGCGACGCCCUGACUGCCACGCCUCGCCGGCUUCCGCUCCGCCAGCCGCGUCAGGUGAGCCGAGGCGUGGCAGCCGGUCAGCGCCUCCCAUGUGUCGCCCGCCCGCACAGUGUCAGCCGCCCCACAAUGCCUGGCCAGGAUACCAGUGCCGUUCAGCGAACGUCCAGUUAAGCCUGCGGGCGCGGCACUGCUAGUGACUCGAGUGAGCGGGAAGCAUUUUAGAUGGCCAGAGAGGCGGCCGCGGUCUGGGUGAGUCGGCAAGAUGAUGAAGUACAGUGGCGGGCAUCGCCUGCGGCGCCGCAACUCAUGCACGGCGCUCCGGACGCGACCUCCGCGCGGCGAGGGGGACCUGAUGGCCGCCGCCUCCCACCCGCCCCGGGUCCGCCGCCUAAGCAUUAAGGAAAACUCCCACACCGAGGUAUUGGGGGCGGCGUCCCAGUCUGCGGGGUCCGGGGUGUCCCUCCUGGUGCCUGGUGCUAGCGUGGGCACCACUCCCUCCACUCCCCCCACGCCCGGUACGCCCGUCGCGCCCGGCGUGGGGUCUGACCCGUCCCUGCGGGUGAGCACCAUCCUCAAGCGGUGGAACUCGCACCGUGAGCGGCGCCUCAGUGACUCCCGCACCACGCCGCCAGACCCCGCCGCCGCUCCCGACACGCCGCCCUGCUCCAGGAAGCUCUCGUCAUGCUUCGGGAAGCGUUCGGGAGGCGGGGGGCGGCGGAACAACGAGUGCCUCAUCCUCGAGCCCUCCGAGAUGCUUGUGGUGGAAGAUAAGGGAAAGAAACGUCACAGGAAGCCUCGACGAGGGUCCUUUAAUCCCCUCUCGCCCCCCAUUGACUACCCUGACGUGCAGCUGAUGCGCCCUGGGCAGCGCGCGUCCUGCAACACCAUGAACCUGGAGAAGCUGAUGGCCCUCGAGCAGGACGAGAUCACCAUCAGGCCGGGCGGACGCGGGGCUCCGCCGCCGCCACCGGGCCACCACCACCAGUAUGAGAAUGACCACGCCCACCACCCCCACCACCCCCACCAUGACGCCUACCUGCCGGACCUAGUGGGCAGCGCCAUCCUGCGGGGCGCCCGGAGUCGAGGCAGCGUGGGGUCGUCAGUGCGUGAUGGCUCCGACACCUCGAGUGCUUACUCCGGCUCGGACACCAUGUGCCACUCCCUGCAGUCCUCGCUGGAGCCAGACGACGUGGACCUGUCUGGCCUCACCGAGAGUGCCGUGGACUCCGACGAGGAGGACCUGGCGGAGAGCAUUGAGAGCCUGGCAGUGCGGGAUGCAGUAAGGGAGUGCCUGGAGAAAGACCCCAGCGAGCGCUCCGAGGACGAUAUCAAGGUGCUGCUGGAGUUCACGCAGCGCCUCAGAGCCUUCUCCAACAUGACCCUGGCAGUGAGGAAAGCCAUGUGUCAGGCCAUGGUGUUCGCAGUGGUGGAUGAGGCAGGCACGGUGCUCAUGAACCACGGGGAGGAGCUGGACUCGUGGAGCGUCAUCAUCAACGGCCACGUGGAGGUGACGCAGCCUGACGGCUUGGUGCACGAGCUGCACCUGGGAGACAGAGCUCACACACUGCCAGCCUGUGAUAACUUCGGCAUCACGCCCACCAUGGAGAAGCUCUACCACCAGGGGGUCAUGCGCUCCAAGGUGGAUGACUGCCAGUUUGUGUGCAUCCGCCAGACAGACUACUACCGCAUCCUGCACCAGUCGGAGGAGAACAUCCGCCGCCAUGAGGAGAACGGAGUGCUGGUGCUGGUGACAGAGCAGAGGCCCAUUGAUGCCGGGAACAGGAAGGGCAACAUUGUCAUCAAGGGCACAUCUGACAGGCUGAUGCAGCAGCUGGUGGAGGUGGAGAACAAUGUGGAUCCAACCUUUGUGGAGGAUUUCCUUCUGACUCACCGCACCUUCAUAGAAUCUCCACUCGUUGUGGCUAACAAACUUCUGCAAUGGUUUGAGGACCCUUCACUGCGGGACCGAGUAACAAGAGUGGUCCUGCUCUGGGUCAACAACCACUUCACAGACUUUGAGAUGGAUCCAGCAAUGAUGAACUUCCUGGAGCAGUUUGAGGAGGGGCUAGAGAGGGAGAAGAUGGCCGGGCAGCUGCGUCUCUUGGACUUUGCCUGCGCCACCAAAGCCAGAGCCAGGACUGUGACGCUCACCAGGCCCUCCAGAGACGAGAUCCUGCACUUCUCCAUCUUAGGAGGACACGAGAGAGGAUAUGGAAUCUUUAUCUCCAAGGUGGAGAAGGGCAGCAAGGCCGAAGAUGUUGGGCUGAAGCGUGGCGAUCAGAUUUUGGAGGUGAACGGGCAGAGCUUUGACCGUAUGAACCAUGCCAAGGCCCUCGAGAUCCUGCGCCAGACCUGUCAUCUCUCCAUAACCGUCAAGAGCAACUUAUUAGCCUUCAAGGAGAUGCUCAUGACACCAGAGAACUCCCCAAGACCUCGCUCCAGGAAGCCUUCAGACGUGCACGGCCUCACUGAUCCCAACAACCACCUCAACCUCAACUCAAACUUUGCCUCCAUGAACAUCUCAGCCGACCCCAACCAGCAGUCGCCUAAGGACAAGGGCAAAAUAAGCAACAAUAAGGGUCUGUCUGUCACCAACAAGGCCAACAAGAUCAGGAAGAAGGUCCUGGAGUCCCUCAUGCAGAAGAAUAGUCCUCAGGACUCACAAGCCAACAGUGACGACAGUGUGUCCUCCCAGUCCAGCAUAAGUGGCGGCCUCUACCACAGUCACAGCAACCCAGACCUCAGCACCACCGGUGCCUAUGAGGACAUCAGGACAGAAUUCCCUGAACAUGUCUUAAAGGUGUACAGAGCCACAGACCAGGCUGCCAGGUUCCUCCCAGUGCACAAGGAGACAACAGCCCGGGAGGUAGUGAUGCUUUCCCUGCAAAUCUUCAACAUCAGUGACCCAACAGGCUCCUCUAACUAUGCUUUGUAUGAAGUCUCAGUCACUGAAGAGGGAAUCACCAAGACAAAACGUCUGCCUGACUCAAUGCAGAAUUUGGCUGAGAGAAUAGCUCUGAACAGCAGAUAUUACCUGAGGAAUAUCACCAUGGCCCAGACCAGCAUUGCCGAGGAUGUGGUGAACGAGCUGGUGCGCGAGUCAACCGUCUGCUUCCUUCAACUCAAUUCAGUGGACCUGGCCAUCCAGCUCACCCUCGAGGACUACACCAUCUUCCGCCAGAUAGAGCUCACUGAAUACAUCGAUGACCUCUUCAACCUCAAGUCCAACUAUGGAAUUCCAGCACUGUCUCGUUUUCGUGAGCUCGUGAACCGGGAAAUGUUCUGGGUGGUGACUGAAGUCUGCUCGGAACACAAUCUAGUCAAGAGAUCCAAGAUUAUCAAGCAGUUCAUCAAAGUUGCACGGCAAUGCAAGGAAUGCAAAAACUUCAACUCAAUGUUUGCCAUACUGUCUGGUCUGGGCCACGGGUCAGUGUCAAGACUAAAGCAGACCUGGGAGAGGCUGCCGUCUAAGUACCAGCGGAUGUACCAAGAAAUGCAGGAGUUGAUGGAUCCCUCAAGAAACAUGAGCAAAUACCGUAACCUUGUCCAGAAUGAAAAUAUCCAGUCUCCAAUUAUUCCGUUCUACCCAGUCGUCAACAAGGACUUGACUUUCACACACGAAGGAAAUGACGACAAGAUUGAAGGACUCAUCAACUUUGAGAAGCUGAGGAUGAUUUCCCGAUACAUCCGGGACCUCCAGAACAUGUGUUCCGCGCCUUAUGACUUGUACAACAUACAGGACCCAGGUGGGCAACCUCCCAGCUCAGCCCUCAUCAGCCUGAACCAGAUGGGUGCCGGGGGUCACCAGAUUGCCACAGUCAAGAGGCGCAAGAAGUCCACAGCUGCUCCUGACAAGAAGAAGAUGUAUGAGGAGGCCCAGAUGGUGCGCCGCGUCAAGGCUUACCUCGCCCGGCUCAACAUUGUGACGGAUGAGGACCGGCUGCGAGCGAUGUCUUAUGAGUGUGAGGGCGGCUCGGAGGGGCACAAGCUGGUGGGGGGAGGCAGUGGAAACAAUAACAAUAACAAUAACAACAACAAUAAUAACCACAAUCAUGGGGGUUCUAACAGUGCUCCCCCCACCAACCCACCCCCCAGAAGGCGCCCCCAUUCCCCCACCCCCUCCACCACCUCCUCCACCUCCUCCACAUCUCAGACUUCUGAUGGCAAGAAGCAGACAGCAAAGUUUGGAGCCACGUCUCCCCAGUCCAUUAGCAAGAUGAAGGCCCUGGCAGAGCCCAAGACGAAACCACACCACGGCCCACGCUCCACCUCCACCCACCACUCUCUCUCCCCCACCCCCUCCCCCGGCCCGCCCCGUAGGGGGUCCACCUCCACCAAUAAUUCCCGCUCGUCUCAUGAGCGCUCCCAUUCCGACACCCAUGCUGUUCCUGUGGACCUUAGUGCAGAGUCAUCCUCUGUCACCUCCCUUUCCAAACUCCAUAAAUCCCACACUUCAGGUUCCAUGGCAUCGACAGAGUGCCAAGUAGUACCUGGUGGGUCUGACUCUGGCAUCUCGGCCCAUUUUGAUGGACACUCCUCCUCCUCACUGGAAGUUGAAGCUGGUGGAGUGCCUAAUUAUGAAUGCUACCCCCACUCCUCCCCACCAGCCCACCACCGCCGCUACUCCCACCAGCCAGAGUCACGGUCGCGGCCACCCUUCCCGCAUGCAGUGGCUGUGCUGCCCCCUGUCCCGGCAGGCAUGGGCAGUGCCCGCCUGCGCCGCGGAGCCCCGGGUGUCCCUCCAGACUACAUUGCAACUCAGCUCAGAAUGAAGCAGAUGGGACGAGCUCUGUCUCAUGACGGUGUUCAGUAUUACCACCCCACACACCACGAUGAUGAAGAAGAAGAUGCUCAGGUCUCUGCUGUGUAAGCUACCUGCCAGGCACUGGGAGGCUGACCUAGUCCCUUGUACAUUUAACCCUUCAUAUUAAAAUUAGAUUUUUCCAUUAGCUUUUACAAGAGUAGCUUCUCAGAGUUUGUUACUAUACAAAAUAUUAUGUAUUUAAUUUUGAAAGUCCAUUUAAUCAGUAAAUUGUAGAUGUCAACUGAAAAGUGUGAAAAACUCUGGUUUGCUUAUCUUGUGGGAAUGAAAUUUGAGAAGCCAAAGAUGAACAGUCUCAUAUGGCCCAGAGAGAGUGUGUGGACUGAGCCCAGAGGAAAGCCCUGCUGAGAGACUCCAUAUUUUAUUACAUUCAGUAAGAGUAUGACAUUUGUUUGUGACUAUUUAUGAGAGACAGUUAAUAGUAAGCUAUGUAAAGAUAUAUCCUAACUAGUAAUGUGUCUGUAUCUCUCCACUCCUAACCAGCGGUCCAUUACUAAACUCUCUGGCUAUAAGAUACUUUGGGGCACAGCUUCAGUAAGAUUUUUAUGAAUUUAACACAUUAUAAAUACAUGUAACUCAUGAUUAUAUGUGGAUGUUCUGUAUAUACUAUAUAGAUAGCUUUAUUCAUGUCCAUAUGAUUAGUUGUUAAGUAUUCAGUGUAAGUAAUGAGGUCAGCAAUUUUGAAACUUUCAUUUCUUCUGUAUGUUAAAUUUUUAAUGCUGUAAAUAAGAAGCCACACCAUAUGGAAGAUGAAUGUAAGACUCAUGUUGGUGACUCCCGAAUGACCAGUGUGUGUCCCUCUCCAAGCCAACACAGCCAGCCAGCCACCUCAUCGUCCACGCCCCUCCCCCGGGAGCCACUGAGGCUGUGAGGGCUGAGGGGGAGCAACCCUUUGCAUGGUGAACACUUGCAAUGUAUCAGACUUUAGCAGAGUUAGAGCUAAACAAAAUAAAUAUUAUGUGACACUACUUGAGAAAAUUUCAUAACUAAAUUUGAAUUUGUGACUGAUUGGCAUAGUUUUUUUUUUUUUUUUUUUUCAAAAAUAAUAAUUUUAGCACAUGUUGUACAAGAGUAAUUGACAAUCUUACAGUUAAUUUGGCGUAUUGCAUUAUUUUCUGGGCGAUAAUUUAGUUUAUCAGACACAUAUUUUGUGGAUUUCCAAUGAUAUAUUAACUUCUUUCCUGCAUUUCAUCAGUGUUGACUGUAAUAUUAACCCCAAUGUUCCAGUUAUGUAACUUUGAUGUCACCAAAAAAUCAACAGAACAUUCAAUGUAACAAGUAACUUAAUUGUGUUUUUUCUAACUGAUCGGGAGCCUUGUGUCUUCUGCCCUGAGAACAAGUUUGCAUCCAGAGAGUCGAGGGCAGGACACUAGAUGCCUGACGUGGUGGUGAGAAGAUGGUCUUGGUAUACUUCCAAACCUGCGGCCCUUUCUGGAGGCCUGGAUAAGAAUGUACAAAUAAAUACACUUCACUUUGU
Scylla paramamosain (green mud crab) is the source of this 6728-nucleotide messenger RNA. RefSeq names its product rap guanine nucleotide exchange factor 2-like (gene PDZ-GEF). Lineage: Eukaryota; Metazoa; Arthropoda; Malacostraca; Decapoda; Portunidae. Gene Ontology annotation, cellular component: plasma membrane; apical plasma membrane. The record is from RefSeq and is a predicted model, not a curated record. Bases 692 to 5299 code for a protein of 1535 amino acids. Gene Ontology annotation, molecular function: guanyl-nucleotide exchange factor activity; protein binding. Gene Ontology annotation, biological process: Ras protein signal transduction; positive regulation of GTPase activity. The transcript has 26 exons.